AUGAACGCCCAAGCGGUCUCGAAUUCGACAGAUGAGCCUUUCCUGCGAUACUGGGAAAAAAAGCAGGAUGGCCUGGUCCCCUCAGCUUGGUUUUCUCGCGCGUAUUUGCGGGCGCGCGCGGCGCUCGCGAGAAAGCGCCUCGAGGAGGCUUUCGUGGGCGGUGCCGAGAAAAAGGAAACAGAAGAUCUGCUCUCCGUUUCAGAAGACCGCGGGGAGGAACAGAAACGGGAGCAUGCAGGAGAGGCGACGCGGGGGACAAAGAAGGCCGCAGACGACGGCGGGAGAAACGGAAACGAGGGAAAAGGGCUGUCGAAGCCCUUGCGAGGCGUAUGCAUUGCACACUACAUGACAAAGAACAGGAUCGAGGAAGUGAUUCUUCGCCUCGCUGCGAGAGCCUCCGGAUACGUCCCCGUGACCAUAAACUGGGACGCCGACGGAAUCGACCGCGUGCUCUACAAAAUCCACUCUACUCAGUGCAAGGCCGUGAUUGUCGAUGAAGACGUUCCGGCCUCUUGCCGCACUCGCCUGGCCGAAGCAGCUGAAGGACAUUUCCACUACAUAAUACAUAAUAUAUAUACAUAUAUAUAUGCAUCACUGUGUUCGACCGCACAUUGCAGAGGGGUCAGAACGGUCACCCGCAGAAGCCGACGGAGAAUCCAAAGACGCGGUCUGCCUGAAAUAUGGAGACGUCUUGUCUCUCGUUUCGACAACUGCUGGAGCUGCGCGAUGACCUUCCUCUCACAGUACACAACGUCUUACUGGCGCGUCCUCGCUGAGAUCGCAGAAGCCGCACAGCAGGCGGCUGGGAUGUCAGGCGCGCCCGACCCUCUGAAGGGCGAUUUCCGAGUCGUCGUUCCUCUGGUCUCGCGCCACAUCGACUUCCUCCGCAAACUCGUGGACACCGCGAGCUUGCCGAACGGGAUGUCUGUGCAGCGGCUCUCACGGGCGUUGAAGCCCAAAGAAAUUGUCGUGUUGCUGGGAUCUGCGCCGGUCGGACCCACGACUGUCGAGGCCUUUCGUCGCCUUCUCGGAAAACUGCCGUCGAUUCGCUUCGGAUCAACGGAGACUUGUCUCCAAGUCAUGGGAACCCCCUUCUCCUUGACAGACGAAGAAAGGAUGAGAGCCUUGGAGAGAGGAUGGCAGCACACCUAUCGAGGAACGCCGCAACCAGGCUACUACAUUGGACGGCCUCAUCCCCCCAUGACAGAAGUCAAGAUCGUGAAGAGCACAGAUUCGAGCGAUGCCGAAUUCAUGGUCCCCUGCGAAGAAGGGGAGCCUGGAAUGUUGAUUUGUCGGGGGCGGAACUGCAUGCGCGGCUACACUCCUUCGACAGAGCCGUCGAGGAGCGUCUUCUCGUCGGACCACUGGUACUUGGGUUUAGGCGACGUCUGUUUCUUCCUCCGUCCUCUCGAGAAAGGGGACCAGGCAAGACACGGUGAGGAAGAGAGAGAAGAGCACGGAGAGGGGCGAGGAGGGAUCCGAGGGAGGGAAGCGCGACUGGAAGGAAGGCAGAGUUGUCAGGACAGCGAGGCGUGCACCGAUUAUUAUUGGGUGACGCGCUCCGCGGAUAUCGUUAUCAAGGGAGGGGCCAACUACUCAAGUGCACAAAUCAGCGAGGAUAUCAAGGAAUGCUUGCUGCGUCUCUACGAAGGAAAGCUGGCCGAAACGCACAUCUCAGUCGCAACAGUCGGCAUGAAGCUCAACAGUGAACACGAGGACAGCUGCUGCGUGACCGUCGAACUGACGCAGGGAAAACGUGGACUUGGCGAUCAAGAGAACACAGAGCAGGGAGAGAAAGAACAGGGAAACGAAGAGGACGCGUGGAAGGCACUGGUUUCCGACAUCCAGGAGAAUUUCCUUUCUCGGGUGCGCACGGACUCCUCUCUGCUGCCGAAAUCAAGCCUCCCUGACGUUCUGAGGAUUGGAACGAUCCCGAGAAAUUUCAAGGGUUUGCCAGACAGCGCAGCAUUGAAGAAAUGCUUUGCCGAGCAUCUGAAGAAGAACGACUGA
Molecule: messenger RNA, 2010 nt
Organism: Neospora caninum
Lineage: Eukaryota; Apicomplexa; Conoidasida; Eucoccidiorida; Sarcocystidae
Exons: 10
Coding region: 1-2010 (669 amino acids)
Molecular function (GO): CoA-ligase activity
Source: RefSeq, a predicted model, not a curated record